Molecule: messenger RNA, 3407 nt
Organism: Helianthus annuus (common sunflower)
Lineage: Eukaryota; Viridiplantae; Streptophyta; Magnoliopsida; Asterales; Asteraceae
Exons: 6
Coding region: 1183-3201 (672 amino acids)
Source: RefSeq, a predicted model, not a curated record
UGUAGUGUGAGAGAGAGAAAGUAAAAAGUGUGUGUAUUGUGAUGAGAGAUGGAUGGUGAGUGUGGUGGUGGUGGUGAAACUGAUGAUGAUUGAACAUGGGAACCUGCAAAUAUAAGCAGCUGGAAAACAUUGCAAUCUUUAUUCCCAAGAUUUCUCUUUUUCAAGAUUAGUGUGUGUUUUACAGUGUGUAUUACUGUGUGUAUCAUGUUUUCCAUGGCCCCACAAAGGCAUCACCCAGGUGUCAUCAUCUUUCACCCCCCAUUUUCACCUCAUCUUAAUUCUUAAUUUCACACACACACAAAAAAGCUCAAACUCACACCUUUACCUCCUGUCAUUACUCUCUCUCUCUCUCUCUCUUGUCUCUCUCUCCUCCUAUUCUACCGCCGGUCCGCCGUCACCCCCACCGGACCACCACCAUUGCAGAAUUCUACUGUCGGCUGACACACUACACACACGCCCACCAUGGAUUAUAACUACUUUUUAUUUUUAAUAAAAAUAUAAGUGGGGUGGUGUUUUGUCCAUCUGGGUCUCUUUCUUUUUGGUCGGUUUAAGAUACCCCUUUUUUUGAUUUUCUUUUUCUUGUAUAAAGCUUCUGACUUUACACAUUUUCUUUAAACAAAAGUCUUGUGGUUUGACAGAUGAUGAUAACAAUUUUGCAAAGAAAGGUUCAAGAGGGCAUCUGUUUUUUUACAUGAAGAUUGCAAAUUUUUGAUACCCACAUUGAGUUUGAGAUUGCAAUAGGUUUUGAUCAAAGAAGCUUCAUGUGGGCAUCUGUUUUUUCACAUAAAGAUUGGAAAUUUUUGAUACCCACAUUGAGUUUGAGAUUGCAAUAGGUUUUGAUCAAAGAAACUUCUUGUGGGUAUCUGUUUUUUCACAUAAAGAUUGCAAAUUUUUGAUACCCACAUUGAGUUAAGUCUAAAUUUAGUAAGAAUUUGGUGAAAAAAUCUUUGCAUGUUGGAUCUUUAUCUCAAUAUUGGGGAUUUCUGCUUAAAGAUUUGAUUUUUAAAGGUUUGAAGCGUUUAGUCUUGAUGAACACAUACUUCAAAGAGAUAGAAGGGAGAACAAGUAAAAAUUGAGAGUUGACUAGUCAAAAUUGGAGCUUAUUUUUAUUCUCUAGAGAAUAUAAGUUCAGCUGCUAAUUUGAUUUCAGGCUUAUUUUGUUUGUUCACAAAAGAGGCAUCAAUGAUCUUAAAGUUAAAGAACUCCGACUUUCUUAUGGCGAAAAGAUUAAGACACCAACGGCGCGCCGGUUGUAUGUCGAGUAUAGUAAGCAUCUUAAAUUUCCGCCAUAGCCGGGUUACCAGACGACUGCUUUCAGAUCAUAAAGCUCAUAUGACCGAAAGUUCCACUGGUCCUUCGAGCCCUACAUCCGAAGUGAGCUCGCUUACGGACACAGAAGAGAUGCAUCAAGGGAUUGAAUCUCCAAAAAGUGAGAAUAGUGAAGCGGCCCAUACUCGAGUGAAGGAACUCAUGGAAGAAGAAAUGCAAAUGGAUCAAACCGAAAAAAUAUCAAGUAGAUCAUUCGAUAACCGGGAAACAUCACAAUGCCAUGAAUUUGAAGAGCUAAUGAACAAACUCAUCCUAAUCCAAGAGAAAAGAAACGAAGAACAAAAACCGUCAUUCGAAAGAUCAAACUCGUUAGAUCACAAACGAAACGAUUCAAUAUCAGAACAACCCGUCACUAGUAAAAACCGAAACUUCUUCAGAAGAAGGAGCAAGUCACACGAAUGUAUAUCGUUCAACGUCAACGAUACCCCUCCACCUUCAAAUACGACCAACGGGUAUAAAGUUCGUCAUGAAAGAAGCGUUUCGCAUUUUUCGUUCACUGAAAUGAAGAGAAAGUUAAAGAAUGCUAUCGGAAAAUCUUCGAGAGAUUCAGGAUGUCUAGAAAAACCGGUUGUUGAUGGAAACAGUGGAUGGAAUUCUCCAAACCGAGACCAUUUCUCCUCCGAAAGAUUUUCUAGAUCUGCUUAUGGGCUUAAGCAAGACAUGGGUUCAAGAUUAUGCAAAUCCGAAAGAAAUUUGAAUGGAAACAAGGAGAUCGGAGACAUGAGUGAUCGGGUAUCUAACCUCUACAUCGAGGCAAAGAAGCAUUUACAUGAAAUCCUGAACAAUGAAGACGAGGAUACCGGACUGAUAAUGAGCCAUUCUAGAACUCUUGGAAAUCUUCUUUGUUUUCCAGGUUACAACUCUCAUUCUACAGAGUUGGGUCGUAGAACCGAGCCGAUUGUCAAUGAAAGUCAACUGAACGAGCCGCUCGUCAAUGAAAGUCAGCUGAACGAGCUGAUUGUCAACGAAAGUCAACUGAAUGUGGCAGAUGACGAUCAUCAAGAACCGGAAGUUUCAGAUGAAAUUCAUCAAGCUGAAGGUGUUGUAGAGAUGUCAAGACCACUUUCACCUGAAGAAACUGAAGUUUUUGAUGUGGUGGAUUCGACUGAAGAAGACGAGUUAUCUUGUUCUCCAGUAGUGUCGCCUUCCAGAUCUUCACCUUCAAGCAAUAGAAAGAGUGAAGAAGUCGAGAAUACCUCAGACGAUAGAACUGGCAAACCUAGUCCUGUGUCUGUUCUUGAGCCGUUGUUUUCGGAUGAUGAUAUUAGCCCGGCUAGAACCAUUUCCCGAUCUUCUGAAUCUUCGAUUCAACCACUACGUAUUCGAUUCGAGGAAAUUGUUAACCCAACAAAACAGCAAGAAACAUGUAGCCUUAACCAUGCCGAGAACGAGGAAUCUGUGUAUGAAUAUGUAGAAGCUGUGCUUCUAGCAUCGGAUCUUAAUUGGGACGAGUUUGAACAAAGGUGGCUUUCUUCGGACCAAAUACUCGACCCAUCGUUGUAUCAUGAACUACAAAUCUUCUCGAGCCGGGCCCAGCAUGACCAACUGCUCCUGUUCGACACCACAAAUGAAAUCCUCAAGGAGAUUUGUGAUCGUUCGUUAGCUUUCUUUCCGGGGUUGUCAUAUUGUAAACAAAGUAUCCAUCCGCUUCCGAAGGGAAUGGACUUGAUAAACGAGGUGUGGGAACGAAUUGAGUCGCGUCUCUGCUGCCAUUAUCCGAGAUCGUUAGAUCAACUGAUAAAGAAAGAAUUUGAAAUAUCUAGAAGAUGGAUGGAUCUUUGUUCGGAGACUCUAGAGGUAGUUACAGAAGUCGAAGAAUGGAUCUUCGACGAUAUGAUCGACGACACCGUUUGGAGCUUAUUGCAUGGUUAAGCUUAACUAGCCUUGACAUAGUAGAUAAUGUUACGUUUUUUAUGAUCAGAAGUGGCGAAUACAUGAGCAUAUAUAGGGUGGUGUGGUUUUUGUGGUGAUUUUGAAGUUUAGUUUGUAACUAUAUAAAUAAAAUCUCAUAAUAAACGAUGUGUUUUUUGGUGUGUUUUUUAUUCUAACAAAAUAUAUAUAUAUAUGUUUUGGGUGAA